Molecule: messenger RNA, 1452 nt
Organism: Necator americanus (New World hookworm)
Lineage: Eukaryota; Metazoa; Nematoda; Chromadorea; Rhabditida; Ancylostomatidae
Exons: 11
Coding region: 1-1452 (483 amino acids)
Cellular component (GO): membrane
Source: RefSeq, a predicted model, not a curated record
AUGGAAAUUUUUCGUGCAAACGACUCUUUCACAAGGAGCUGUGGUCUACAAAUGGCAGCAAAUGCGGACGGGUUACGAUUUUUGAUUAAUGGUGUUAUAGGAGACGCUGUCGCUUCUGAUCUUCACACAACCUCAACCGCUACGCUUCACCGCGCCGCUUCGGGUGCAGCCGCCUACGCAACUCUAUCAGUUCUAUUCAAUCUGCUGCUGUUCUAUGUUUUCUCCACGUCCAGACGACUACGACGUCAGAACUAUGCGAAUCCGGUUUUAUUGGCUCUAUUUGAUGUGAUCACUUCAACAUGUUACGUGCUUCUGCUCCCGGUCCAAGUGAUUUCCUAUCGAUAUGAUAUUCGAUCCGUAGCUGACAGCUGGAUACAGUACGUACGUUUCGUGCACUGUAUACAGCAUGUUUGUGUAACCAUAUGCAACUUCUUGCUUGUUGUCGCCAGUGUGGAACGACUUUUUGCCAAUUCCCCAGAGGGGAAACAGAAAACCAUCCUGGUUUUUCUGGUGAGAAGGAAAGUUGGAAAAGUUGUUGCUAUUACCUUGAUCGCUACUCUGCUGAGAGGCACAAUCCUUUUUGAAACAAGCAUUGAAUAUCUUCCUUACUGUGAUGAACUGGACAGGUAUGUCCCGGUCCUUGCCAAUCAUCUUGGAAGCGUCGCUGCUAUCCGUUAUUGGGGCAGAAAGACGUUGACAGUGAUUUUGCCAUUUUUUAUCCUCAUCUACUGCAACUAUCGAAUUGUACUUCAAUUACGGAAAAAACAAAGGGAGUUUCAGCAGCAGUCGAUUAAAAAGCGAUCAUUACGAGGCACUGUCACUUCUUCGUCGAUACGUCAUUACUACAAUGAAAAGCGAGGAGUUCGCACAGCCACGAAGACGUUAGUGCUUGUGGUAGGAUGCUACCUCCUAUCGAAUCUCGUCUCUAUAAUCAUCGGAUUUUGGGACCAUCUUGCUUCGAGUCACAUCAAAAACUACUACUACGGAUAUCUGAUUGCGUCGGAUAUUGCAUCACUGUUGACCGUCUUUGGCUGUUUGAUGCGGUUACCGAUCUAUUGUGUCUCCGAUCCUCGAAUAAGGAAAGCAGUUGGGAGGGCGUUAUUCCGUUGCCGAGUACGGACUAUUCCCACCAAGCUAUUUCCGGUUCGUCAAAAUCAGCUGGAUAAAUGGAGUAUCGUUAUGGUAUCCAACAGUUUAAGAAGCAACCUCACCGGAAUGAACAAUCAGGACUGGUUAUGUGGACGAUCUAAGCGCGCAAGGGACGAGCUUGCAUUCCUUCUUCAAAGCCGGAGAAGAAUUUUAGUGGACAUCGCGUUCCGAAUUGGUGUUAAUGGCAAGAUGGGAAACUCUGACAGUAGCAGUCAUGAAGUUUGGUUAAUGGGAAUCCCAGAAGAAGAGUUGUUGUCCGAGCGCAGAAAUAGUCAUUAUCAAUCGUUAAUGGUCAAUGUUUGA